AUGGAGUUCACAAGUGACAAGGACCACGAGUACCACAAGGGCCAUGGUGUGCUGGACACCCUUGGACUCAAGCCCGCCGAACCUCAUCAAGAUGUCCAGCAGGGUAUGUUGGCUGACAAUGCUGAUAACCUUCAGCGUCACCUGGACAAUCGUCAGAUCCAACUCAUCGCCAUUGGUGGUUCUAUCGGAACUGCCCUCUUCGUGAGUAUCGGUAGUGGUCUGUACAAUGGUGGACCCGGCAGCUUGUUCAUCGCGUACACUGUUCAGUGUCUCUUCCUGGCUAUGGUGAACAACUGUCUCGCCGAGAUGACUACCGCGUUCCCGGUCAGCGGUGGUUUCAUCCGUCUUGCUGGUAAAUGGGUUGACGAUGCCCUUGGUUUUAUGGUUGGAUGGAACUUUUUCUUCUACGAAGCCCUCUUGAUUCCUUUCGAGAUUUCGGCCUUCACUCUCGUGAUCUCAUUCUGGAGUCCCGCCAUUGCAGAGCCCGGCCCAAUUGCUGGAAUCUGUGCUGGAGUCAUUUGCUGCUAUGCGUUUCUUAACGUUCUGAUGGUUAGUACGUACGGUGAAGCCGAGUUCUGGCUUUCCGGUGGAAAGGUCAUUCUGAUCUUCUCUCUGUUCUUCUUCACCUUUGUUACCAUGGUCGGUGGUAACCCUCAGCACCACGCAUAUGGUUUCACAUACUGGAACAACCCAGGCGCCUUUAUGGAGUACCUCGACACCGGCGCCCUAGGUCGUUUUGAAGGAUUCCUGGGAGCUCUCUGGUCCGCGGCUUUUACCGUCGUCGGGCCUGAGUACAUUUCAAUGGUCGCUGCGGAAGCUAAGCGUCCCCGUACCUACAUCAAGAACGCUUUCAAGACUGUCUACGCUCGGUUUGGCAUCUUCUUCAUUGGCGGCUCCCUGGCUGUGGGCAUUGUUUGCUCCGCUCGUGACCCGAAGUUGGUUGCCCUCGAGAACGGUACCUCCUCCGGCGCCGGGGCGGCCGCUUCGCCCUAUGUCAUCGGCAUGGGCAAUCUCGGCAUCACGAUCUUCCCUUCAAUCGUCAACGCUCUUCUGUUGACUUCUAUCUUCUCCGCCGGCAACACCUACUGCUACUGUUCUAUCCGUACCCUGUACGGUCUUGCUUUGGAAGGCCGGGCGCCUAGAUUCCUCACCUACACGACACGCAAAGGUGUCCCAAUCUACUGCUUCCUCGUUGUGAUGAUCUUCCCCAUGCUAUCCUUCCUGCAGGUGGGCAACAGCUCAUCUAUCGUCAUCACCUGGUUCGCCAGUCUUGUGACUGCUGGAGGUCUCAUCAACUACGUCGUCAUCACCCUGACCUACAUCUUCUUCCACCGUGCUUGCAAGGCACAAGGUGUGGACCGUAGUACCUUCGCGUACUUCGCCCGCUUCCAGCCCUGGUGCGCCUGGGUGGCAUUCGUGUGGAUGAUCCUCGUCACCAUCCUAUACGGCUACCCGGCCUACAAGCCAUGGUCGCUGAAGACCUGGUGGUCCAACUACACUAUGCAGAUUGUGAUCCCGCCGCUCUACCUGAUCUGGAAGCUAAUCAAGAAGACCAAGGUCGUCAAGCCCCACGAGGCGGAUCUGGUUUGGGAGCGACCCUUGAUUGAUGCCUACGAGGCUAGCUUCACCGAUCCCCCUGUCGGCUUCUGGAGGGAGGUUGGUCAGAUGUUUGGUUACCGCCGGAUCAAGGGCGGCAAUGACAAGCGCCGGCCGUCAACAGUGGAUUACUCUAAUGGCACUACUGAGGGUGCUGUGGCGGCCUGA
This is a messenger RNA of Penicillium argentinense, 1764 nucleotides long. RefSeq lists its product as uncharacterized. The transcript has 5 exons. NCBI's taxonomy places the organism in Eukaryota, Fungi, Ascomycota, Eurotiomycetes, Eurotiales, Aspergillaceae. Gene Ontology annotation, biological process: amino acid transmembrane transport. The coding region runs from base 1 to 1764 and encodes 587 amino acids. Gene Ontology annotation, cellular component: membrane. The record is from RefSeq and is a predicted model, not a curated record. Gene Ontology annotation, molecular function: amino acid transmembrane transporter activity.